UAUCGACAGUGUUCAUUUCAAGGAAUUCCCAGGAUUCCACAGUUCUAAGUUCUAUUUUAAAGAAGUUGGAUUAGAUUGAAAAAAAAUGCGGUUAUUUCAAAUCGAACAGAAAAUGCUAAACAAUUGGAAGAUUGGGACUACAUGCUAAAGACUUUUUUGGAAAUGCAUUUACAAAACGUGUUGGGUGUUGUUAAAAUUGCCGGAGGCAGAGUGGCAUACUUAUUACUACGCCAACUUAUCGAUAUUUUUACCGCAUUUCUUUCUAAAGUUGCAAAACCUUUCCGUUUCGUUUAUAAUUGCCAAACUUCAAUGUGGUAAAAAUAGAAUUGUUUGCUUAUAUUACAGUGAUAAUAUAUUUAUGACCAGCAUAAAGCUUUAAGUUGAAAAUGAAGUGGAUGUAUGAACAUAGGAAAUAAUAUAAUUUGCUAUAAUCUAACUGCAGUUAAUUUAGGAUACCCGAACAGAUGUCACGUGACAUGACAACUUCUUCGUGUCAGGAAGUAAAGACGGUUUCCCUUCGAUUCGAACUGAAAAUACAUGUGUUUCCGCGAGGUGACCGGAAACCGAGAAAUAUUCUGUUUUACACCGCAAAAUAGCAAUUUCUUCACGAAAAAGAAGCUCCAGCAGUAUCUGCUUUUUAUUUAUAAAAGACCAGCGAAGUUUUAAGAUCUGGCUUGAAUAUCAACCAUAAUGACGUCGUUGGCCGAUCAAGGAAAGCGCUUGCUUGAAGCAUCCAAGAGGGGUCAGGCAGACGAAGUCAGUAUGCUAAUGACAUCAGGAGCACCAUUCACAACAGACUGGCUUGGAACCUCGCCGCUACAUCUUGCAGCCCAAUAUGGUCACACUACGACAGCUGAAGUUUUGCUCAGAGCUGGUGUAAGUCGUGAUGCAAGGACUAAGGUUGACAGAACACCAAUUCAUCUUGCAGCACAAAAUGGCCACAUUGAUAUUGUUGAUUUGCUCAUUGCUGGUGGCGCCAGUGUCAAUCACACUGAUAUGUUAAACAUGACUCCCCUCCAUUGGGCUUGUGACUCUGGUCAUGUGGAUAUUGUACGACUUCUACUCCGCAAUGGAGCAAAAAUGGACGUGGAAAGCAAGUUUAAACAGUUGCCAAUCGACAUCGCAAGGCAAAAAGGAUUUGUGGAAAUUGUCAAUGUACUUUUGGAAGAAGAGGCAUCUGAUCGUAGUCAAGGCAUCAAACGUCAAAGUCAGGCAAGUUUGACUUUGGGCACCAUAAAAAAGCGGCAAAAGACAAGGAAAUUUCCAAUGACAGCAGGUUCUUGGACAGGAGUUAUGGAUACAAAUGCUGUUCAGAAUCUUCAGAUGUUGAGAACUCAUUCACAGACUAUGGCACCAUUGGUCUCAGCUGCUGCUCUUGCCAGCUCUGCAGAACUUAAUACAAAAAAAGCAAACAUUGUGAAAGUGGAAGCAACAUCUUCCCAGGAUUCCAGUGUCCUCGAUGCUCUUGCAACUCUGGCAACUGCCACACUAAAUCAGACAACAUGCACUCUGUCAGCUCCGACGAAUUCUAUUGCCAUGGCGAUGUCUACAGUUGGGAAGCAAAAUGUUACCCUCUCACCAUUGACCAUUCCACCCAACACACCAAGUCAAUUAUUGACCAACAUUACCCCUAUCACACCCCCCAUGUGGGGGAAUGUUGGCCCACUUCAGUCUCCUCUUGCAGCCCUUUCAACCAUAUCAGCACUUUCACAGCCUGCACAACCUUCACCUUUGAACAUACCGAUGCAUCAACUUCCUUUUGCUGUUCCUAUUGGAUUCAACAGUCAGUCAGGUGGUACAGGAGGUAAUCAGUUGAUUAUCACACAAGUACCAAUCGCUGGUCAACAGAAUGGCACCUCAUUGUCUAGCUCCCAGUCCACUGUGACUGUCUCAUCUAUAACAGGAUCUGCUGUGUCAUCUGUUGUUGAUCAACCAUCUGUAGCGUCUGGUGAAACAAGUCAAGCAAACACAGCGGCUACAACUUAUCUUGUUCCUAUCGUCGGACCAGGCUCUGCUGCACAAGGUCACGUGCUGCUAUCUGCACCUGAUGGAACAACGCAAUUGAUUGUCGACGGCAAUCAACUAAGCCAGCAGUCUGCAAGCGUCGAAGUUGCGUCAACGGAAAAAAGUAGCGUUCAACCUCAGCAGGAAGGUGUCCUUCAGGUUCAGCUCACUCCAGCUAUGAUCCAACAGCUCAACCAGAAUACUGUAGAUAUACAAACUCCGCGACCAAAUGUUGUCCAUAGUAUUCUGGCACAGCCGUUGCAUAUCACUGGUCAGGUGCCUGGUCAGUUGCAAAUGGCGCUCGCUCAGGUACUCGCCGGUCAGAACACGAGUCAGACGCAGACUCCCACGACACUGCAUAACACACAAGUAGUGAUCCAGACAGUCCCGGUGGCUACGACGUCACAGCAACAAGAUUCACAACCACAGACGACGCAUGCUUCAUCUGAGCCCGUCGCAAAGACUCAUCAACAACUAUUACAACAACUAUUACAAGGACAGGGAAACACUCAAGCAACUGAUUCUCUUCCUGUCACUACUGCCCACGCGAACAGUCAAUCGACCACCAUUAGUUCCCAACUUCCCGCUACGGCCGCGCUGCAAAAUUUGCUCAGUCAAAGUUUACAAGGUGCAACUAAUACCCAGUCCCCGUCCGCUCAACCUCAACAGCAGCCAAAGGUUUUGGUUGAUCUACAGAAGAUCGUAGAAACCCAGGAACGGGAGAUGCGCGCGCGCAGGAGUUGGAAGAGAUUAGAGCAGGCUCGUCGUGAUAGCCGCAAAUAUCAAAACGAGCUGCAGCAGGCUCAGAAAGAAGCAGAGUCCUAUAAGGAUCGUCUUCAGGCAUUUAAAAAAGAUGAUGAGCCCAACGCUCACAAUGACAGCGGUGUUGGGUCUAACGAACAAUUAACUCAUCAAUUAUUUUUGCAAACUGGAAGUCUUGAGGGUCUUACAUCAAGUAAUCUGAUGUCUACUGAUGCUGUCGACAUGCUCAGUCAAGUUGCUCAACAGGGAAAUGCCGGUACUGAAGGGGAUGUUGACGAGACUGUCGUGGAUGAAGGAGAUAUUUAAAGCAUCAAUAGAAUAUUAUACUGUGCAUGUUAAAUCCAAAAUACACUCUCGAAUUGCUCCAAACUGUGUACGUCGGAAUUUUAAAUAUGUAUAAAAUUUGUAAUAUUUUGAACCUCGGCAGUAAAACUUUGAGGUUUAGAAGAGGUAGAUAUAUUGGCCCAGCAGUUGGGUCAAUCAAAUGUGAAUAUUUCAAAACAUUAUUUUUCUUUUGUAGUUAGCUAAUUAAGAUAAAUAUAUAUUCGCGAAGUA
Xenia sp. Carnegie-2017 is the source of this 3321-nucleotide messenger RNA. RefSeq names its product serine/threonine-protein phosphatase 6 regulatory ankyrin repeat subunit C-like. Bases 691 to 3072 code for a protein of 793 amino acids. The transcript is spliced from 18 exons. The record is from RefSeq and is a predicted model, not a curated record. Gene Ontology annotation, molecular function: protein binding. Lineage: Eukaryota; Metazoa; Cnidaria; Anthozoa; Malacalcyonacea; Xeniidae.